Messenger RNA from Saccoglossus kowalevskii, 996 nucleotides. RefSeq names its product trans-1,2-dihydrobenzene-1,2-diol dehydrogenase-like. The record is from RefSeq and is a predicted model, not a curated record. Lineage: Eukaryota; Metazoa; Hemichordata; Enteropneusta; Harrimaniidae.
CUAAUAGUGACAAACACUAUUGGUCAACUUUGUUUCAGAUGUCACAGUUUAUCGGAAGAGUCAAUGUAGCCUUAUUUGGACUUGGUCGCGCUGGUCUCAUUCAUUUUGAAAACUUAAUAGCGAGCUAUAGAGUGGCUCUGAAAUGGAUUAUUGAAGAGGACGUGGAAAAAGCAAAUAAUGUAGUACAGAAAUAUAUGUUGAAUGAUACCAGAGUGAUACAUGGUAAUGAAAUAAAUCUUGUCUUGCAGGAUAACAGUAUUGACGCAGUUAUUAUCUGCACACCCACUUGGACGCAUGAAUCAAUAAUACGGGCUUCAAUAAAAGCAGGUAAACAUGUGUUUUGUGAGAAGCCGAUUGGUAAGUCGAUUGCUAGCACACAGAGCUGCUAUGAGGAAGCACAGAAGAACAAUAAAGUCCUUCUGUGUGCAUUCAACAGACGGUUUGAUCCAGGAGUACGUCAGGUCCAGCAAAAAAGCAGAAAUGGUGUAGUAGGACAGAUACAACACAUCAAGACAAUCAGUCGCGAUGCUCCAUUACCACCAUUAUCAUUUUUAAAACUAUCUGGUGGUAUAUUCCAUGAUUGCGCUGUGCAUGACAUAGAUGUUAUAUGUUGGAUAAUGGGAGAUACACCAACUACCGUUUAUACUCAAGGCCACGCAUUCAAUCCCGAUAUUGCAGAUAUGGACGAUAUUGACACAGUCGCCAUUACAAUGAAGUUUGCAAGUGGAGCCAUAGGCACCAUUGAUUUGAGCAGAUUCGCUGCGUAUGGAUAUGAUCAAAGGCUUGAGGUGUUCGGCAACAAAGGAAUGGUACAGAAUCAUAAUUCCAAGUUUUGUGAUAUGUCUAGUCAUGGAACCGGCGGGGAAUCCUUGCAUCCUAUUCUGCCGUCAUUCAAAGAAAGAUAUGCACAAGCCUACCAACAAGAAUUAGAACACUUCUUGGACACUGUAACCGCUUUGUUGCCAUCAGAGCUGACAGACAGAGCUGUUAGUAUAG